AAAAAAGCCGCACUGCCAAUGUCUCGCUCUAGGAACUUCAGUCUCAAUUUUUAUGAUUUAGCAGUCGAUGAUUCGCAUGAUGAGGAAGAGCUCAAGCGUUGGAUUAAGGAAGACCCCAGCAGAGGAGCAAUAAGGGUUUAUCAACCAGGAUCCACUUACUCAGAGCUCACUCAGUGCGACACUGAGACCCAUGCUGAAGUCAUAAUGUCGAAAUGUGUCACUAGUAAUUUGUAUGUUUAUUAUGCUGGACACUCAUCUGAGCCUCUGGGGUACGACGAUUGCCCGUUGAAGAUUCAAAAUAAGUUUCUCAAGUCCCUGGGCUAUGAUGACCCUGAGAGGAUACAGUUUGAAGGGACAAGAGAUGAUCUGCUGUACAUGUUCAAGUUUGUAGCUGGCAGAGAAGAGAAUAAAGCCGAUGAGAGGGUUCAGCUAACAUGCACUGUCAAAUUCAAAGAGUCCAGUCCAUUCAGUUUCUGGUCUAAGAGAUUCUGUGUUCUGUGUGGCUGUCAGCUCCAUGUCUUCUCAUCCAGUACUCCUAAAGGGAAACCCUCUCUCACUCUUGAUCUUGCUGGUGGCAAUGUCAUUGAGUAUGAGACAAAGAAGCACUUGUACUGCGUUCAGAUCAUGUCUUCCAAAAAGACGGUUUUCCUCUCUUUUGAUAGUCGCUAUGAUCAGUCAGUCUGGCUUAAGAGAGCAGCAAAGGUUGUCACUAAGCAUCCAUUAGAAGCUGAUCUCUCUCGCUGCAGUCUUAACCGACUACCAAAAUACCUCUUCCUCAAUAAGAAUCUUGCUGCUCUUAAUCUCUCUCACAAUUUCAUGCUUGAGCUGGUUGAAGAUUCUUCGGUAGCAUACCAACCCGAAGGCUGGAUCAACGAUAUUUAUCGUUUCUCAAACCUCAAGAUCCUCUCCCUCAGUGACAAUAAUUUGGUUCAUUUCCCAGUGUCUGUAUGCAACAUAGUGACACUAUCAGAACUGGAUCUCUCUUGCAACAAGAUAAGAGUUAUACCACAGGACAUACAGAAGCUAAAAAAGUUAACUACUCUGCUGUUACAUUCUAAUCUCAUAUCCACACUACCUUAUCAUCUGAACAAUCUUCAAAGACUAACAACACUUGUGAUUGCAUUCAACAGGUUCAAGUCAGUCCCACACAUUGUAAAAGAGUUGGAGUCAUUGAGGAUCUUAAUAGCAGCAGGAAACAGCAUAGUUUCAAUUCCAGAGGACAUCAACAGGAUUCAGACGCUACAAAUACUAGAUCUAAGAAUGAACCACAUAUCAACAAACAUACCCUCAACACUGCCAGAGCUCCUCAUCUUCUUCACUCUUAACUUACGAGGAAAUGAAAUGACUGAGUUUGAUAUGAGACGAGCCAAGAACCUUCACGUUGUCAAUUGUUCCGAUAACCUCAUUAAGACUCUCUCACUGCAUAAAGGAAGAGUGAGUAUGAUCAAUGCUAGAAAUAACU
Molecule: messenger RNA, 1462 nt
Organism: Amphimedon queenslandica
Lineage: Eukaryota; Metazoa; Porifera; Demospongiae; Haplosclerida; Niphatidae
Product: PH domain leucine-rich repeat-containing protein phosphatase 2-like
Exons: 6
Cellular component (GO): cytoplasm
Molecular function (GO): protein binding
Source: RefSeq, a predicted model, not a curated record